Messenger RNA from Gossypium arboreum, 848 nucleotides. Its product is annotated as heavy metal-associated isoprenylated plant protein 24-like. Lineage: Eukaryota; Viridiplantae; Streptophyta; Magnoliopsida; Malvales; Malvaceae. The record is from RefSeq and is a predicted model, not a curated record. Bases 55 to 618 code for a protein of 187 amino acids. The transcript has 3 exons. Gene Ontology annotation, molecular function: metal ion binding.
AAUUAAGAUGUUUUAUUUGUUCGGUUAAAUAUUACAUUCUCUCUCUAUAAAUCCAUGCAUGCAAAGGUUUCCAUGGCGACCAAGAGUAUCCCACUUCCCUACUUUCUAGUCUUUACGCUUCUUUCUUUUGCAUUUAUUUUUAUAUAUAUCCAUUUGAGACGAAAGAUGGGAGUAGAAGGCACCUUGGAAUACAUCUCUGAUUUGCUUAGCAGCGUGAAGAAGAAGAAGAAGAAGAAGCAAAUUCAAACUGUAGCUCUCAAAAUCAGGAUGGAUUGUGAAGGUUGUGCUCGUAAGGUCAAGAAGGUCCUCUCCGGCGUAAAGGGGGCAAAGUCUGUGGACGUGGACUUAAAACAACAAAAGGCCACCGUGACGGGUUACGUAGAGGCAAAGAAAGUACUGGCGGCGGCGCAGUCAACCAAGAAGAAGGUGGAGUUGUGGCCUUAUGUGCCUUACACUCUGGUGGCUAAUCCUUAUGUGGCUCAAGCUUACGACAAGAAAGCUCCUCCCAAUCAUGUCAGGAAGGUUCCGGCCAGUGCCACCGUUUCUGAGACCACCAUUGACAACCGCUACACCAACUUGUUCAGUGAUGAUAACCCUAAUGCUUGCUCCAUCAUGUAAAACACUAAUAAUAAUAACAAGUGGUAAUAAGAGGAUUGUAAAGUUUUACUUGCAACACAAAUUUUUCUUGGAGAUUUUGUGCUACGUUGUGAGCAAAUGAGGGGAACUGUAUGAGUAGCUUUGGGACAAUUAUUGAUUUGAUGUGUAUUAGCAUCGUCUCUAUAGUUGUCCUUCUGUUUUUUUCCUCUGGAAAAUAUAAUUAUAUUAAUAAAAAAAGUUUAGUAAAAUAA